CUCCCAACUCUCUCCCCUUCUUCCCUCCUCUCCUUUCAGGAGCCACCACCCCGCCUGCCUCUCUCCACCUCCUCCUCUUUCUGCUCUGCAAUCAGGGGAAUAAAUCAGGGACGGACGCUCACACACACACGCGGAGUAGGAUCUGUUACAAAAGUAGCGCUGAUGGCGGCGGAUCAGACGAAGCUGGAGCUGCUGCUGGAGUAGCAAAGAGUGGAGUAUCUUUCGCUCUCUCCCUUUUCUCUAUUUCGUCUCUUUCCCCACUCCACCCACAGAUCUCCAUCGUUUCUCCUCCUCCUCCCCACCCUCGGCCGCGCUCUCGCUUCUCCGCGCAUCUCUGGGCUGCGCCUCCUGCGAGGGGGCGGGUGGGGGGGGGAGCGGAGGAGGCUUUAAAGAACCACGGCCCCCCCGCACCGCCACACACGCGAUAAUUGAAUUUAUUAUUAUUGCCGUCUCGCCGACUUGGGAAAGGGGGAUCGAUCUUCGAUCAGGAAGAUGGCUGCUGGCUGGCUGCUGGUCUUUAGCCUGACACUUUUCCAGUCCCUGGUGAUGAACCACUCCUCGGAGGGACCGUUCCCCUCAGCCACCACGAUAAAAUCAUGGGUAGAUAAGAUGCAAGAAGAUCUCGUAACACUGGCACGAACUGCAAGUGGAGUGGAACAGCUUGCUAAGAUUUAUAAGGAUAACAAAGCAUUGUAUGAUGUAGAAGCAAACAACCCUCGUCAGCUAGUGGAAAUUGCAGCCAGAGACAUUGAAAAACUUCUAAGUAACAGGUCUAAAGCCUUAGUGCGUCUUGCUAAAGAAGCAGAGAAGUACCAAGCAUCACAUCAGUGGAGGGACGAGUUUGGGAAUAAUGAUAUAAUCUAUUACAAUGCAAAAGAUGAUCAGAAUGAUCCUGAAAAGAAUGACACUGAAUCUGGCAGCCAGAGAAUCAGACCGGUAUUUGAAGAUGAUCCUGUUUUCCGACGGCAAACGUCUUACCAACAUGCAGCAGUCCACAUACCAACAGAUAUUUAUGAAGGCUCAACCAUAGUGUUAAACGAACUCAACUGGACGGCAGCAUUGGAUGAUGUGUUCAAGAGGAACAGAGAAGAAGACCCCACUUUAUUAUGGCAGGUUUUUGGCAGUGCAACUGGCCUCGCAAGGUAUUACCCAGCUUCCCCAUGGGUAGAUAAAAGCCGAACUCCUAACAAAAUAGAUCUGUAUGAUGUACGCAGAAGACCAUGGUAUAUCCAAGGAGCUGCAUCUCCCAAAGACAUGCUUAUUUUAGUUGAUGCGAGUGGGAGUGUCAGUGGAUUGACAUUGAAGCUGAUCCGCACCUCAGUCAUUGAGAUGUUAGAGACAUUGUCUGACGAUGACUUUGUGAAUGUAGUUUCAUUUAAUAAUAAUGCUCAGAACGUCAGUUGCUUUAAUCAUCUUGUCCAAGCUAAUGUGAGGAACAAGAAGAAACUGAAAGAAGCUGUCUAUAAAAUUUCUGCUAAAGGAAUUACAGAUUACAAAAAAGGCUUUAGCUACGCUUUUGAACAGCUGCUAAAUCACAGUGUUUCCAGAGCUAACUGCAAUAAGAUUAUUAUGUUGUUUACGGAUGGUGGUGAAGAAAGAGCACAAGAAAUUUUUCAUAAAUAUAAUGAAGACAAAAAAGUACGUGUGUUCACAUUUUCUGUUGGUCAACAUAAUUACGACAAAGGACCCAUACAGUGGAUGGCCUGUGAAAAUAAAGGUUAUUAUUAUGAAAUUCCGUCUAUUGGAGCCAUAAGAAUAAACACCCAGGAAUAUCUGGAUGUUCUGGGAAGACCAAUGGUUUUAGCUGGAGAGAAAGCCAAACAAGUCCAAUGGACAAAUGUCUAUCUGGAUGCUCUGGAGCUGGGCCUUGUGAUUACAGGAACUCUACCCGUCUUCAAUCUAACAAGGGAACAAAAUGGGAAAAUUAAUCAACUGAUUCUUGGAGUAAUGGGGGUCGAUGUCUCUUUGGAGGACAUAAAAAAACUGACACCCCGAUUUACGCUUUGUCCAAAUGGUUACUAUUUUGCCAUUGAUCCUAAUGGGUAUGUGCUCCUGCAUCCAAAUCUCCAACCAAAGCAAAUUGGUGUGGGCAUACCCAAAGUUAAAUUGAGAAAAAGGAGACCCAAUGUACAGAAUCCUAAAUCCCAGGAGCCUGUUACACUGGAUUUUCUAGAUGCUGAAUUGGAAAAUGAUAUUAAAGUUGAGAUUCGGAAAAAAAUGAUAGAUGGAGAAAGUGGAGAAAAAACUUUUGAAACCCUGGUCAAGUCCCAAGAUGAGAGGUAUAUUGAUAAAGGAAACAGAACAUAUACAUGGACUGCUGUGAAUGGCACUGAUUACAGCUUGGCAUUGGUGUUACCAUCAUACAGCUUUUAUUAUAUUAAAGCCAAAAUAGAAGAACCAAUAACUCAAGCCAAAUUCACAAUCAAACAGGUUUCAGAAACACUGAAGCCUGAUCAUUUUGAUGAAGCUGGCUAUACGUUUAUAGCACCAAGAGAAUACUGUAAUGAUGUAAAAAAAUCAGAAAACAACACUGAAUUUCUAUUAAAUUUCAAUGAAUUUAUUGACAGAAAUACUCCAAGCAGUUCAUCAUGUAAUACCGAUAUGGUCAUUAGAGUUUUGCUGGAUGCAGGAUUUACAGAUGAACUUGCCCGAAAUUAUUGGAGUAAACUGUCUCUUGAUGGAGUUGUUGCACAAUUUGUUGUUACAGAUGGUGGAAUUACUAGAGUAUUCCCCAAAAGGGCAGGAGAAGAUUGGUUGGAAAAUGCUGAAACUUAUGAAGUCAGCUUCUAUAAAAGGAGUUUAGAUAAUAACAACUAUAUUUUCACAGCUCCAUAUUACAACAAAAGUGGUGCCAAUAGCUAUGAAUCAGGUAUUAUGGUAAGCAAGGCUGUGGAAAUAGACAUUAAUGGAAAACAUCUGAAGCCAGCAGUUGUUGGAAUAAAAAUUGAUGCAACCAGCUGGAUGGAAAAUUUCACAAGAACCACAAUCAAGAGCCUGUGCAACAGUGAAAUCUGUGGAUGUGAGAGAAAUAGCAUGCAUGUGGACUGUGUUAUCCUUGACGAUGGUGGAUUUCUUUUGAUGUCAAAUCGAGAUGAAUAUACACAACAGAUUGGAAGAUUCUUUGGUGAGAUUGAUCCUGGCCUGAUGCGAAACCUGAUUAACAUGUCCCUGUAUGCCUUCAACAAGUCAUAUGACUAUCAAUCAGUCUGUGAUCCUGAAGAAGAACCAAAGCAAGGAGCUGGACUUCGUUCUGCUUAUGUGCCUACGAUAACAGAUAUUUUACAACUAGGAUGGUGGGCUUCAGCAGCUGCCUGGUCUAUCUUACAGCAGCUGUUUCUGAGCUUGACUUUUCCACGAUUCCUUGAAGCAGCUGAUAUGGAAGAUGAUGAUUUCGGUGCUGCUCUGCCUAAAACAAGCUGCAUCACUGAGCAAACUCAGUAUUUCUUCGAAAAUGAUGAUAAAUCCUUUGGUGGGAUUGUAGACUGUAUAAACUGCUCCAGACUUUAUCAUGCAGAGAAGAUUUCAAACACCAAUCUAGUAUUCAUUAUUAGUGACAGCCAACUGCUGUGCCGCUCCUGUGACCCAAAGCCACUGAUGCAAGCAGAGAAGCCGGAUGAGGGGCCAAAUCCUUGUGAAAUGGUCAAACAACCUCGAUACAGAAAGGGUCCCGAUGUCUGUUUUGAUGAAGCCAAACAGGAAGAUUCGGCUGACUGUGGUGGUGCCUCUGGUCUGAGUCCAUCACUGUGGUCCAUGGUAGGAAUUCAGCUGGUCCUGCUUUGGCUGUUAUCUGGCAGCAGACACUGCCAGUUAUGACCUUGCUAAACCAAAACCUGCAUAACUUAAUCAAGACCCGGCCAAAACGAUAGCCUCAGUUUCAUUUUAGAAGGGGUCAGCUAUUCAGACAGCAGCAGAACAGCAGCGCUCGUGUCUGGUGAUCAGUCGUUGUGAGAUUCAUAAAGGCGCCCACAGUGGCUGCAUGUUGGAGUGUCGGAUCCUUAAACGUGUGUGAAUGCUGCAUCAUCUAUGCCAUCCGAGCAGACUUCUGUAUGUGCUCCAUUGGGGAAAUCUAAAUUCUUUUCUGUUUGUUUGUUUGUUGUUGUAAUCUUGAUGAAUUCAUGUAAAAGGGCUCCCCUAACAAUGGCUUACGUUUAUGAUUUUCAUUUCUUUUAAGCUUUGGAUAUCUUGAAGAUUUAUAUUCUUUUACAUGAACAGUUAUUUAAAAACAGAAAAAAAAAAAGAAAAAAAAAUGUUGUCCCCAGUAUAUGUUACUAGCACCAUGAUGGCUGCUUUGAACAUCAGUGUUGUCCAAACUAGUUGAGUAAAAUGAAAAUAUUGGCCAAUUUUCAUUAGAAGUUCAGCAUGAUUGAAAUGUUUCAUGAUGAGUGGUUUAUUCUUCCUAAAUGAAUCAUGCAGCCAGCUAAGUUUUGGUAGGUUGAUAAAUUGUAUGUAGGAAGGAAAGAAGGGAAGGAAGAAGAAAGCAAGAAGAAAGGAAGAAAAGGAGAAAACUACUGUGUUUCAAAAUACAAAGGUACUGGAGAGUUUAACUAAAAAGUUAUUUUCAUCUUAAACUUGGUGUCAUCUUCUGUCAGAAAAUAUGUUAAUUUCAACAUAACAUUCACCUCCUUUUUACAAUGCAGUUACAUAUAAAGCUAGUAGAAUCAUUCAAAGGCUGAAACAAAAAUGCUUGUGAAUAAAAAAUGUCUUUGUGAUAUUUGAACGUUGGUUUCCAAGGGUAUUUUGCAUGAUGAUGAUGCUAUGUUAUUGUUUUCAGUUUGUUUUCUUUGAUGGUAGAGUAUAGUUCAUUGAAAAGGUAACUGAGUGAUUCCUUUAAUGUGUGAGAAACUGAACAUUGCAAUGUGUUGCAAUCAAAUCAUAUUAAGUUAUAUUAUGAAACAGAGCUCUGAAUAUACUGUGCAAUGAAAAAGCUGAGAAAAUAGGGUAAAUAUAGCUAUUGUAACAAAAGGGUUGAGUUGGAUUUUUUACAGAAUAGUGAUCUCACAUGAAAAUCUGUGUACAGAUAUUUUAAGUAUAUAAAAAUGAGAUUUAACGCAUUUAUUUUUGGAAGUAUAUGUUCUCUAAAGUUCAUAUCAAGUUCCCCCUUUGUUUCCUUCAUAUAUAACCACCCUCAAUAUUAAGACUUCUGCUGUUGCUAUUUAUUAUUGAAAAUAGCAUAUUUAACAGCAAAAUGUCCUGGUUGCUGUGAUUCGAAAAAAUAUAAACAAAAGGGGAGCCUUGAAUCUAUAUGUAUGCACAUUGAUACUUGAUUGUGAAUAAUAACUUUAGAAGUUGUUUUUAUACAACCUCAUUGGUGAUACAGGUUGGUGCAGUAAAUUACAAUAUAACAGUGUAGCAUAGUGUUGAUGCAAAAUAUGAUUUGCGCUUUUUUUUUCUAAGUUUUCAAAACUAAACAGUAUUGCAAGACAGCUAAACCAAUGAAUGUGCAACUCUGCUGGUAUUGUACAGUUCUGCUAACAACUGCAAUAUGCAAAUAUUAACAUGGCACAAUACACUAGCUCUUUAAAAAAAUUAUAGAAUGCAAAGCAUUGGUAUGUAUAUGCUGGCAAUUGAUUGAUAUAAUUUUGAUCAUGCCAAAAGCUUAAAAAAAUGAUUGGACAUGCAUUAAUAUCUUAUGAAAACUGAAGAAACUCCUCAAAGCCAUGACAUGGCUUGAAAGAUCAGACAUCUACUGUACUUGUACUCAUGGCUGGUUCAUUGUUUCUCAUGUACCUUGGCUCCAGCUAUGUAUUUUCUCAUGUUUGGGAACACAGUGAAUGAGGAAAAAUAAAUCCUGACCUUUUAUUCAGUGAUCAAAUUUAGCUUUUUAAAAAAAAUAUCUCUAAUAAUGUCAUGGAUGACUUCAGGUCCUCCUCAGGGAAGGUGAACUAAUGUUGAUAAUAUGGGUGAAGAUAAACUUGAAGCUCUUCUUUUCAGGCGUAUUGCUGUACUUCUCUUCACCCUGUCAUCAGUUACCACCUGAUACAAAAAUUGGUUUAAGUGUUUUUAAUGCCAAGACUGCAUCCUGUAUUUUUCCUUGACGUGAUCAAUUAACAUUUUAUGGGAAGAACAAGUUUUGUAGGAAUAGGCCAAUACUUACUGCAUUCAUAGCUUUUACUCUAAGGUUAGUUAAAAUACACAUUUGUUUGCAUUUUGCUCUUUUUAGUUCUUGAAAGAUUGUUGGUAUAUUAAGUUCUUUAUAGUUUUCAUUUAGCUUCCCAAAAGAAACCCUUCAUGGACAAGUUACACUAUUUAACACUGGUAAGGGUUGUGCUGGCAAGGUAUAUUUGAAGUUACUAAACUUUUUAUUAAAAUCUGUAGGCAUAAAAAGAGAAGGCACAAAGUCAUGGUGCCACAGAAAACGUCUGUGGGUCUUGCUCUCAACCCACUUCCCUUAAAUUACUCAAAUGCAAAAGGAGGGAGAAGCUCUUGCCAUGCAGACACAUAAGCCCUCUUGGGUGAUCCAAAGAGGAAAAUGUCCUUUGUUCCUCUCCUCUGCCCCUCUAUAUGACCUGGAGAAUAAUGUUUCUUAUAAACACUUAGCCUUCCAGUCACAAUACCCAUCUAAUUAAAAAUUCAGGAUCUGGCUCUCUGUCCCCAUAAAACUCAAUACUUUAAAAAUAUUAUUUUAAAUACUUUAAAAUUUUAUAUUAGAAUAUCCAAGUGAUGGUCAAGAUUUUUUUUUAAAAUACACUACCCUGAUAUCUGCAAAUUGCAAAACACAAAUGGAAAAUGCAAUGUGAAUUUUGGCUAUCACAAAAUGUGAACACCAGUCUCUAGAAAUAACUCACAUAAAUAAAUACAAAUUCUCAUGCAGAAGGGUGUCCUUACCCUUACAUAAUGCAUCAUAGUUGUCUUCUCUUGUCUUCGAAAGAAGAAACUUGAUCUUAGGCUUUAAAUUGAGAUAUUUUCAAAUUACAAUAUAUUGUAAAAAAUUGUAAGCCAGAUAAAAAGCUCUGUUGAUAUUUGCUCAAAUCCUUCAAAUAGCAUUAAGGGAACUGUUAGGAUUGGUUCGGUUUACACAGAAGUCAUACAGCGUAUUGUAUGUCUGACAAAUAACCACCAUUAAAGUUGUUACAGCACGGUACUGUGCAAAACGUGAUUUGAGGACUUAACAUGAAAGGUUUCUUUUUAGUUUUUCAUUUAAACAACCAGCAUUACUGCCAAAACACUGACCGUGGUCCAUAUUUGUAACAGGUUUUUAACAUAACAUAGCAGGUUUGAUUGACAAGAUUUUUAGGUCCUGUACCUUUAAGAUUUUAGUAUGAUCUUUUUCAUGUUUCUAAUGCUUGAGGCUUUACUGCUUAACUUGACAAAAACAACAAUGUUGCUGCCAUUUGUAAGUUUUCCUACAAUAUUCCUUUUACUAACUUAAAAACUGGCCUUACUGGUUUCAAACAGGCAGUAUCCCUUUUAAGUGACCUUCACAACCCAAGUGUUACUUGCUGUGGUUGAGAGUGUUUUGGUGUCACUGAAGAGACAUUAAGACCUUUUGUUCUCAUUAACACAUAAGCUCAGAAAACUUGCUUAGUAAGAAUUCCAAAACACCACCUCAGUCCCAUUGAACCUUAAAAUUCAGAACCCUGGUUAUUAUAUUAAUGCUUACAAGGGACUGCAAUGCACUCUGGUGUUUUUGGAGUGUCGACUGAACGUGAAAUCUUAAUAACUCCUUCCUUAGGAUAAAUUUUACCCUAUCUUCAUCAGACAUUCAAGCCUUUAGAAAAGGCCAGAUUUAUUAUUAUUUUGUUCAUACCACAAUGUUAAUAUUGUUAAUACUCAUUGUACACUAUUGUAAAAUAUUAAAACAAAGUGUCUGAAAGCAAUUCAAGAGUUUUGAAAAGUUAGCCUCACCCUCUUCCCAGCUACUUGCAUCUGUCCUGUUUAUGAUUUAAAAGGAAAACAUCGUCUUGAAGAUAUAUUUCACUGAGGCUAAAGGGAUACUGUCUUGUUCAGAUGCCAUGAUAUUGCGAUUGUGAUCUGACAAAGCUGUCUUCUCUUCUUGUGUUGUAUGGAAUGUCUGGAUCAUGCUUUCUGGGAUAUUUUUAUUGAAAUGCUCAGUGUGCGUUUCUGCAGAAAAAGACUUGGUUGCUCUUACAAGGCAAGCAGGUCUUUCUCCCUUUUCUUGUGUUCUCUUGACACUUUUGUGGAACUUGACAAGCCUGGAAAAAUAAUUUUUUGUAAAAAUUUGUACAAUAAUGAUAUAAAAAGUUUAUAAUCCUAGAACCGUUGUGUUAAUUAUUGUGCAAAAGCAGUAUAUUCAGAAUAAAAGUUUAUCAUUUAAAGUCAA
Messenger RNA from Lepidothrix coronata (blue-crowned manakin), 8281 nucleotides. It is a transcript of the gene CACNA2D1, whose product is annotated as calcium voltage-gated channel auxiliary subunit alpha2delta 1. The record is from RefSeq and is a predicted model, not a curated record. NCBI's taxonomy places the organism in Eukaryota, Metazoa, Chordata, Aves, Passeriformes, Pipridae. The transcript has 40 exons. Gene Ontology annotation, molecular function: voltage-gated calcium channel activity. Gene Ontology annotation, cellular component: L-type voltage-gated calcium channel complex. Bases 493 to 3813 code for a protein of 1106 amino acids.